UGCAUUCUGGUGCUCUCCAUUCAGUCAGUGAGGUCUAAUACAGUGGGAGUGUGGGAAAAGAUUUGGGUACAGAGAACCACAUAUUUCUUUUGCCUCAUAUAGGGGGCUCAAUAAGGUUCACCCAAUUCAAUAAGAAGCUUCCAGUACUGCGGCAUUAACUAAACACUGUUGGUUUGACAGUAAAGGAAAGUGAAGGAUGAAGUGUUUGAGAUUCUGGCUGCCAGCAGCAGCCCUACUACUGCUUAGUGUGGCCGGAGUUGAGCAUCUCCAAGCUGAGAACCUGAAUCUUAUUCCCCCAGAUGAGCAUAACAUGGUCCUGAACCCUGGAAUGAGAGUACUGCCUAGAGACUGCUAUGAAAUGCUGAUGACCUCUUCAGGCCAAGCCAGAGACGGGGUGUACCUGAUCCAACCAGGUGACUCCCCCAUCGUGGCCUCCUGCGCCAUGCAGGAGGGAGGCUGGACCGUGGUGCAGCAUAUUACUGUCAAUAGCAGCGUGAAUUUCGAUCGUACCUGGGCUGAGUACAAGUAUGGCUUUGGGGAUGUAACUGGUGAUCACUGGCUUGGGAAUGAAUACCUUCAUCAGCUCACACGAGGCCCCGGGCGCUAUAAAUUGGGAGUAAAACUAGUGGACCGAGACGCCAUCACCAAGACAGGGGAGUACGAUCCAUUCCUGGUGGAGGAUGAAUCAUCAGCAUACAGGCUGAGGCUGGGGUUGUUCCAGGGCACAGCUGUAGACGCUCUGACUCUGGACACAGAGAACUACCUGCACGACAACCAAAGAUUCACCACUAAAGACAGAGACAACGACAACUACUUUCAAAACUGUGCUAAGCUGGAGUUUCAGGGGGUGCCAGGAGGAGGUUGGUGGUACGACGCCUGUGCUGGGGCCAACCUCAAUCGCAGGAAUGUCAUCUACUGGCAAAAGGACUGCAACAAGGAGCGACUGUGUAAGUACGCAUGGAUGAUGGUGAGACCGUCAGACACAGUGAAACUGAUUCACAGUGGAGACUGCAAGAAGGAUGAGCUAUAAGGACAUGAUUUGUGAUACUGUAUCA
Micropterus salmoides (largemouth bass) is the source of this 1055-nucleotide messenger RNA. RefSeq lists its product as uncharacterized. The record is from RefSeq and is a predicted model, not a curated record. The transcript is spliced from 3 exons. NCBI's taxonomy places the organism in Eukaryota, Metazoa, Chordata, Actinopteri, Centrarchiformes, Centrarchidae. The coding region runs from base 197 to 1030 and encodes 277 amino acids.